AUGAGACCUGCCCAGCCCUGCUGGAAGCUCAAGCGCGCCGUCGACGCCAUCAACAAGCAUGCCGCCGACACUCUGCCGCCGCACGAUGGGGUCCAGGAGCGAGCGGCGGCGACGCCGACCGAUCUUGACCUCUUUGCCGCCUCCGCCUACGACCACCUCGUCCACCUCGCCGCCAACGCCUCGCCCGACCCCGACGCCUUUUACGAGCAGCACCGCCUCCACAGCGCCAGGCGCGACGACAACCAGCUCCGCUGCGCGGGCGACGGCGCGGCCUGCUGGGCGCGCGGCGCCGAGCAGUCCGGCGAAGUCGAGAAGCGGUGGUGCAUGAGGCCGGCGCAGCCAUGCUGGAAGACCAGGCGCGCGGCCGAGUCGAUUCUGAAUGCUGGGCAGGAGGACGACGACGGCGCAUCGGAGGAGUGCGGCGCUGACGACGGCGAAAACUUUGAAACACUCAACAACGACAAACUCGCGCUCUCGACCGAGUUUCCCCUGUACAAAAAUCUGGCAGCUUUCGGUCUCUGGCCCAGGAUGGUCGCUUUCUUCUUCAAUGUGUUCCUCAACACUUUUUGUUUGUAUAUUUUUGCCUACGAUGGCGGGACAUGGGUCACAGCGACAUGCCCGUUCUUUUUAUCUUUGUAA
Molecule: messenger RNA, 639 nt
Organism: Akanthomyces muscarius
Lineage: Eukaryota; Fungi; Ascomycota; Sordariomycetes; Hypocreales; Cordycipitaceae
Exons: 3
Coding region: 1-639 (212 amino acids)
Source: RefSeq, a predicted model, not a curated record